Messenger RNA from Dipodomys spectabilis (banner-tailed kangaroo rat), 4244 nucleotides. It is a transcript of the gene Ica1l, whose product is annotated as islet cell autoantigen 1 like. The record is from RefSeq and is a predicted model, not a curated record. Gene Ontology annotation, biological process: regulation of transport. The transcript is spliced from 13 exons. Lineage: Eukaryota; Metazoa; Chordata; Mammalia; Rodentia; Heteromyidae. Gene Ontology annotation, molecular function: protein domain specific binding. Bases 194 to 1558 code for a protein of 454 amino acids. Gene Ontology annotation, cellular component: Golgi apparatus.
GGACGCCGAGCGGCCGGGUGCGGCCCGAGCGAGCCAGGCGGCGACGGACCGGCGCGGCUCCAGCGGGCGCGAUUAUGUCCAGCCAAGUUAUCCAGGAUAGCACAUGAGGAUCAGCAGUUAAACGGCGACUGAUCUGGAUUGCCCCAGAACCUAGAGGAUAUAUAUCCAAAGGAGAAUAUUCACAGCUUACUCCAUGGAUUCCUUUGGGCAACUCAGACCACAAGAUAACCAGUCAGUAGUCAGCAGAAUGCAAAAGAAAUAUUGGAAAACAAAACAGGUCUUUAUCAAAGCAACAGGAAAAAAAGAGGAUGAGCAUGUGGUUGCAUCCGAUGCUGAACUGGAUGCUAAACUUGAGGUUUUUCAUGCCAUUCAAGAAACAUGCACAGAACUUCUGAAGAUAGUGGAGAAAUAUCAGCUGAGACUCAAUGUUAUGUCAGAGGAAGAAAAUGAACUAGGGCUCUUUUUAAAGUUUCAAGCAGAACGUGACACAACCCAAGCUGGCAAAAUGAUGGAUGCCACCGGCAAGGCACUCUGCUCUUCAGCCAAGCAAAGAUUGGCCUUGUGUACUCCUCUCUCUCGACUUAAGCAAGAAGUAGCAACAUUUAGUCAAAGGGCUGUAUCCGACACAUUGAUGACAAUCAAUCGGAUGGAACAGGCACGCACAGAAUACAGAGGAGCUCUGCUGUGGAUGAAAGAUGUAUCCCAGGAACUGGAUCCAGAUACCUUAAAACAAAUGGAGAAGUUCAGAAAAGUACAGAUCCAAGUGAGAAAUAGUAAAGGUUCUUUUGACAAGUUAAAAAUGGAUGUUUGUCAGAAAGUGGAUUUACUUGGAGCUAGUCGCUGCAAUAUGUUAUCUCAUUCCCUCACUACCUACCAGAGAACAUUGCUUGGAUUCUGGGAGAAAACAGCUCGAAUGAUGUCCCAAAUCCAUGAGGCCUGUACUGGCUUUCAUCCGUAUGAUUUUGUAGCUCUCAAGAGAUUACAAGACACUCCAAGCAAGCUUACUGAAGACCACAAAGAAGGACAAAUAGAAGACAAUGUUCUUACUGAAAACCUCAAUAAGGUAGGUUUGUCCGAAGAAGCAAGCUUCAGGAGAGAAUCAGCAGCAGCAAAAGAUGUACCUUCAGAUUCACUGGAAAGAGAAGAUUUUGAGAAGGAAUUCUCAUUUCUGAAUAGCCUUCUAAGCCCUGCUUGUUCCAGCACUAGUGAAUCUACCCAAGAAUGCCAGAGUUCUUGUGGGAGCGCCAGUGCUGGUGUCACGCCCCAGGAGGCUUCUGUGGGGUCCGAGCCUCUUGCUCAUUCCUCUGGAUUCCUCCCCUCACAACUCUUUGACCUUGGCCUUCGUGCUGCUGGAGCUUUCAACAACUGGGCCUCCCAAGAGGAAUCAGAGCACACUGAUAACCUACCAGUGCCUUCACAGAGUCCAAAGAAAUUAACACGAUCCCCCAACAAUGGUAACCAAGACAUGUCAGCCUGGUUCAAUCUAUUUGCAGACCUGGACCCACUUUCAAACCCAGAUGCCAUUGGACACUCAGAUGAUGAACUUCUUAAUGCAUGACUGAUGUUCAUUUCAGGGGUCUUGAGACAUCAAUUUUACAACAUAUUGCCUUUGUGGAAAAGGAGGUUCUAUUGUAACCCACACCUGAAACCAUGAUAUUUGCGACUAUAAUACCUGUCAGCCAGUACCUGUAAUCAGAUGGUAAGGACCACAUAUGAAUAGAUUGCAUAUAUCUUUGGAUUUGUAGAUGCUGAUACUAGGUGAAAAAUUUUUAAAAUAACUGAGUCUGCAAUAUUUAGAUGCCAAAUUUAGGUCUAAAUAAUAGGAAUAAUUCUGUCAAUAAGGAGUUGAGCUUAUUUCUUUGAGAAGCAUUUUAUAUUCAUGACCUUGCCGACUGAGAAUUCUGUAUGUGGUAAGGACAGCAUGUACACUGGGUGUGGUUUGGGGGGUGUUUUUUAGAUAAAACAGGGUCGGGGAGUCUGUUGUGGAAAAUAGCAUUAGCCAGCUUUGUCUUUGGUUGGAAAGAUAGAAUAAGAGGACUCAAUUUGCUUUAAUGAAAUCAGAGAAACUGUACUUGUUCCUCUUCAUGUGGAAGCUAAAAUGUAAUAUAAUGAAGCUGUAAUGUUACCUUUCAUUCACACAGAAAUCAUGGACACCCUUAAUGCCAUUAUUAAACGGGGUAAGUAGCAGCGAUUAAUUUGCACACCUAUCUUCCAUAGAAAUGGGAAAAAUUAUCUUCCCAUUUUAUAAAACACAAUUUGCAACAACAUUCAAGACAUUUUCCAAGUAUUUCCAGGCUAUCACACAUGGUUCAAUGAAAUGCAACAUUCACAUUAUUCCUGAAAUGAGUGGAAAACAUUCCCCAUUUGGAAUUGCCAGGAAAUUUCCGUCUUAAUUCCAGAAGACAAAUGCUAGACACCUCUGUCUUCCAUGGAUUUGUAUGCUUAAUCCCUUAUUUCUUGAUAUGAUUUAGCAUCACACAGAGAAAACCCUAAAUGACUCAUAAGGAGGUGUUUAAUUUUUCCGCUUUUCUAUUUUUGUGGGUGACAUUUGAAACUCUUUGAUUAUUAAGCAAAAGCUGUUACCCUUGCAGGGUUUAAAGCCUAAGUUUUGGAGGGAAGGCUAUUUAACAGAAAUUAGUAAACAGUGAUUAAAAAAAAACAGCUACUAAGUAUAUGUACUAGCCACUCAAUUCCUGUCUAUUUUUUCUAUUUUAGUUGUGAGGCAAUAUUUCAAGUGUUAGUUUGUCAUCUAGUCCAUUGUAAUUCCAUAAGAAAACAGAGUUUUGUUCACAAAAUUUUCAUGUAGUCCUAGUUCAAAACUGGCUUACUUAUUUGUAAUGCCACUGGACUGCAGUACAGUAGGUAAAAUCUGUUGCAGUCUGGCCUAACCACAAUGUUAACUGCCAUGUGCUUUCCAGAAAAUACACCACUAUGGUCAAGUAUGACACAGGAUGAAAAGAUCUUAUUUGAGGGCUGGAAACAUAGGAAAGGUUAUAAAGUCUUCCCUUAAUAUCUUUUACAAUAUUAUUCCUAUUUUUGUUUUUUAUGAGAUGCUGUUUUUUCAGAAACAAUUGUCUUUCUUAUUCAGUGAAGAAAUUUUCCAGUCUGCAAAAUUGUCAUUGUUCUGCCAAGAUUUUUACCUAGAUUAUCAACCACAAUCUAAAUUCUAUGCCUUCAGUGAUUCUAGUGCUCUCAACUUUGUUUUAAAAAAUUCCAAGCUUACAUCUUGGGUUUGUUCCAUUUUUCUUGGCAAUAGGAUUCUUUGAAAUACUUUAGUUCACAGACAUUUGAAUAUUGUCCCUUACAUACAUGUUCAUACUUGUUAUCAGGUAUAAACAAAGAUACUUUAAUGAAUAGUGGGCCUUGUGGGCUACAAGCUUGAAUCCAGACUAUGAAUGGGCAGGAAUAACACCCUCAAUUUCCCAAAUUGAAAUGCACACAAGAUUUUUUUCUUAAUUCAAUUCUUAGUUUCAUCUUUCAACACAAUAUAUGUUAUCAUUUCAACUCCAACAACUGCAUUUUUGACAAGCAUACCAAUAAUUGUUGUUAAAUGAAUAAUUAUUCCUGUUUUCUCAGAAUUAGUAAUUCGAGGUCAAAAAAUAAUUUGAUGGUCAGAAAGAGACCUUUUGCUGUAGUAAACCAACACUGAUUAAUAUAGUGCUUGCCUUCCUGCCUAUAAUCAUGAAGGCAAGCACAGUUCAGCAGGAGCAACAGAUGAGCAAUAACCAGCUGCUACUUAUCUCCAGAGCAUCCAUUAAGAAAUUAAUUAUCCUGAACAAAGAGUAGAAUGAGAAUAUCUCUUUCAAAAUAGAUACCUUUUAUAUUCAAUGGGGGGGGGAGACAUUGAUCUUGUACCUUAUUUUAUACCAGAUAAAAAUGCACUGAUGAUUAGAAAAGCCCCAGCAGAAGGAAUCUGCCUACUCUGUCUAUAACUGCCUCUAGAGGAGAGGCGGAAUACCAGGGCGUAAGAUCAGUGUAGUUUGUUACUUUUUGAAGUCUUUGUUUUGCAACUGUAGAACAUAGCUCUGAUAAAAUUAGAAACAAACUACUUCAAUAAAAUAGGUUUUAGUAUUUGCACAAUGUAAUAAAAGGGUAAUUCAGCUGUGCAUAUUUCAAAUAACUGUAUUUAUAGAUCACCUAGAAAUAUGAGGGCUUAGAGCAUUAAAACAAAAAAAAAGAUUAAAUGUGCUCUAUUUUUCUGAGCCUUAUUUAUAAAUAAAGAUUGCAAGAUGGCAUUAAAUACA